Messenger RNA from Aureococcus anophagefferens, 858 nucleotides. RefSeq lists its product as hypothetical. Gene Ontology annotation, cellular component: extracellular region. The record is from RefSeq and is a predicted model, not a curated record. Bases 1 to 858 code for a protein of 285 amino acids. The transcript has a single exon. Gene Ontology annotation, molecular function: oxidoreductase activity, acting on NAD(P)H. NCBI's taxonomy places the organism in Eukaryota, Pelagophyceae, Pelagomonadales, Pelagomonadaceae.
AUGCGGCGCGCGGUCGCAGCGCUCCCGCUCGCCGGCUCCGCCGCGGCCGCGCGGUCGCAGCAGCAGCCGCGCCACCAAGACGACGAGUUCCGCGUGCUCGUCGUCGGCGCCGGGCUGGGCGGCUGCGUCUGCGCGUCGGAGCUGCGCAAGCGCUUCGAGGACGGCGGCCCGACGCUGCGCCUGAGCGUCUGGGAGCGCGCGACCUACUGCGCGGGGCGAUUCGGCGCGCGCGCGGUCCACGGCGGCCGCGCCGUCGACCUCGGGAGCCAGGUGCUCUCGGUCGUCGACCCGAGCGACGCGCGCGCCGCGCCGGGCCACGGCGUGAGCGCCGAGGCCUCCAUCGCCGCGUUCGCUGAGGCGUCCCGGCUCGCGCGCGCCGGGCUCCUCGUCCCCGCGGACGACGGCGCGCUCGCCGGGACCGAGGAGCGGCUCAACUGGCCGGGCCUCUGGCGCCACUACCGCGCCGCGACGUCGCUCUCCGACGUCCUCGAAGACGUGCUCGCGCGCGCGCGGCCCGCGGACGUGCGCUUCGGCCGCCGCGUCGACGCCGUCGCGGUGUCGGACCGCGGCAUCGUCGUCUCGGCGACGCAGCGGCCGGCGGGCGAGCGCGUCGCGGAGACCUUCGACGCCGUCGUGGUCGCCGUCGCGGCGCCGGACGCGCUGGCCAUCGGCGGCGCGGCCGGCGGCCUGCCCGCGGGGGCCGUCGUCGCGGGCGUCGCCUACGACGCGCGGACGGCGGCGGCCUUCUUCUUCGACGACGCCGGCGGCGCGCUGUGUGCAAAUCAACCACUGGUUUGGGGGGUCCCCACCAAACUUCAGAACUCUCUAGCUCCGUCAAAUCGACGUCGAUUCGUCUGA